Thunnus maccoyii (southern bluefin tuna) is the source of this 5014-nucleotide messenger RNA. RefSeq names its product nuclear protein, ataxia-telangiectasia locus (gene npat). The transcript is spliced from 17 exons. The record is from RefSeq and is a predicted model, not a curated record. Gene Ontology annotation, molecular function: transcription coregulator activity; protein binding. The coding region runs from base 183 to 4409 and encodes 1408 amino acids. NCBI's taxonomy places the organism in Eukaryota, Metazoa, Chordata, Actinopteri, Scombriformes, Scombridae. Gene Ontology annotation, cellular component: nucleus.
GUUAUACGUGCUUGAGUUCCCCGCCUUUUGAGUAUGCAGCAGUGUCCUCGGGACGUCGCCUUAACAACAAUAUCACUGACGUUUGUUAAUUUGACGCUGUAUAACGGUUUUCUGAGAGACUUUAUCUGAACAUGUAGCUAACUACUCACUAAUAUACCCUUCAAAUUAACCGACAGGCCGUCAUGUUGCUGCCGUCCGACGUCGCUCGGCUUGUUUUGGGGUAUCUCCAAGAAGAGGGACUGUCUGACACAAGCCAAGCAUUCAUUCAUGAGAGCCCAAACCUGAAAGAGUAUGCUGAGCACACCACAGGAGAUGGGACGAUUCCUGCUUGUGUUUUUUCUGUCUUUGGGAAGGGCCUAACAACUAUCUUAAAUGAGUAUGUGGCUGCCAAAACAAAAGAGUCUUGUCAUGAAGUACCCGCCAUGAUGACCUCGCUGUGGAAAAAGCUGGAUUUUACACUCAACCAAAUCAAGUCAUUGCAGAAUUCGCCAGCUAUAUCAGCAUGUCAAAGUACUCGUUCACGCAUUGGAGUGGCAAACAUGGCUAGACAACGGAUCUUGACCCUGCCUUCAUCUGGCAGUGUCGUCUGCUCCACAGUCUCUGAAACAGGCUCCAUCAUCAGCCCUGUGCACACCUCACACAGCAUGCUUGGCCACUCUACUCCUGUGAGCUUCACUGGUCCGCACACCAGAGUACUUCUUGGCAGUGGCACACACCCGCAGAUCCAUGAUGGCAGCCGAAUACUAAAUUCGCCCAGGGAUUCACCCAUGCAGAUAAUAGUUUCAGAACAUCGGAUAAAUCCAGGCCCGAUGUCUCCUGGACGACGGAAAUGGAAGAGGACUGGUGCUCCGAGUGGGUCCAGUGGACCUGGCAGAUCCUCCGUGACUGUCAGUAACCUCGGCGCAGAACCGCAGCCUGAAGAGGUCAUUGAUGAGAACUUCCCUCAACUUGUUAUACAAAAUGCACGUGACAAGAUUUUGGGAGACAGAUCAUUACAAGAGAAGCUUGCUGAAAACAUAAACAAAAUCCUUGCCAAUGAGCCAACCCCCCAAACAUCAAAGGCCCCGUCAAGCACAGUGGAAGCAGACCAGUCUAUAGAUGAAAUCCUAGGAUUACAGGGGGAAAUACAUAUGAGUGACGAUGCCAUCCAUGACAUUUUGGAGCAAACAGAGUCUGACCCAGCUUUCCAGGCCCUCUUUGACCUCUUCGAUUACAAUAAAACCAAAUUCACUGAUGGAGAACCAGGAGAUGGAGAUAUUAGCAGUAGCCCAGAGGAGAGUGAUACUGCUGGACCGUCAUCUACAGUCAUACCCCUUCAGAGUGAUCCAGGUACUACACACAGAGAUGCUAAUGCUUCAGAUACGACACCCAUCACAGCGAAGACGAGAGGUGUACAAGAGCGCAAGACCAGAAAAUCAACCGCGCCCAUCUUGUUAAAGAAAACAGUUCUUGGCCCCAGCGGUAGAGCAUCCAGAAUCGAGAAAAGUUCGGCCAAAUUAUUAGUGAGUCAUGCAGAGCACCGAGGUGUCUUAUCUGGUGCAGCGGGCUUGAACAGAAAAGAAAAAGGCUCACUCUUCGAUAGCAGUGUUGGAGUAACACCAAUGGAUAUCGAUGAACCGUUGAAUACGCCGCCCCCUCCGUCAGACAGCAUGGCCCCUCAGGAGGUACUCGAGCCUGCCACAAAAGACAGUUUCCCCACCUCAACAGCACUCAGUGUAUCAACCACAGAUCCCUCAUCGAGAGCUACUGCUGCAACAGAUACAGCAUCAACCUCUAAUGGAAACAAAAGACAGGACAGUAAACAAGCACAAGGAUCGAAAGAGGGACCUGCUACAGCCCUGUCUUCAGUUCUGAGUAGUCAGCCUACUUUUGUGUCUUCUGUACAAGUUGAACCAAACAACACUCCAACAAUGACUGCUGACCUGCCUCAUAUGUCUGUUUCAAGCAGUGGAGGAGAAACUCAACCAGUAUCUAUUCUCUCUUUAACACCUGAAUUUGCCUCCUCCACAUUUACAGGUGCCACAGUUACAGCUGCAUUUAACUUGCCCUCAUCAGCUUCCACUGCUGCACCUUUUGCAGCAACACUUGGUAUACCCACAUCUGCUUGUACCUCUACAACUCUUACAGCAACACCUGCCUCAUCCACACAUACUUCACCUCCAUCCUCCUCCUCCUGUGCCCCAGUCACUGCAGCAUCUGAUCCAGUGAUCACCAACCAUAGUGCUCCAAGCAAGGCUGCAGGUGAUUCCAGUAAUAUAGUUUCUUUAAAGAUCAUCAUUAGUGAUAACCAGGAUGAAAAUUCUGCCACUGACACAGCCUUGAAUCAGGCAGUUUCUAGUAUUUCUGGGGACAAGAUACCUACGAUCUACCUUUCCUCUCCAGCUAAAUCCCCCAGAUGCCCUGGCACACCAAAAGCCAACUUGGACGAGACUGCACAGGCAGUUAGUGGCUUACAAAGCUCUGAGGCACAGGCUAAUCCUCUCAGCAGCAGUAAGGCUGGGGCAGUAGUUGCGUCUCCAUUGACAGGGACUUCACAAGCCCAGCAAAGCUACAUAAUUCAACUACCCCUGGACGCCACUAACCCUACCCUCCAAGGAGCCACUGCCAGCUAUUUCCUUGUGACUGAACCCCCGACUAAUGAUGCUCAAGCCAGACAGGUGCUAGUGCCUGCUGGUGUCUCAAAGGGACAGCCUUUUCACACAAGCAGCCAGUAUGGUGUGACCACACCGAAUCGCUCUAAAGGCUACCCCACUGGGUCACCACUCAUCUUACCAUCACCCAUUAAGCCCAUGAUGCUUCCUGUGUCUGUUAUGGGGCAGAACACUCUGUCGAAGGUCCAAAUGGUGUCCAAUCAGCUUGUUGCAAUACCAAAACCAGUGUCGGUACAGCAGCCUGAAACUGUCAAGCCCAAACCUUCCACAGUGGCGGUCAAACAGUCUACAGCUGGUGGUGCUGAGCAAAAUCUUGUUGGUAAGGUGAUUCAACCCUUGUCGGCAGAAAACACAGGCCAGCAGACUUUGCUAAGGGGCGCCAGUCCUAGUCAUAGGAGAAUUUUAUGUUUUGAGUCUUCUGCAGAAGUUCAACUACAGGCUGCUAAAACAACAAGGAACACCACACCCCCAGCUGUAAAUACAUCCACAUCACAAUCUGUCACACAGACUGAAAAAGAUACUUCAGAGACGGGCCCUAGAACAAAGCCUACUAUCCUGGGUGGUAACAAGCCCAAAAGGAGGGUCCAGACUGUCCGAUGCUCAGCAGAUCCUCAGACUGGAGUAGGGUUGGUAAAAGAGACAGAAAAGUCCAUGCUUCCACAACAGCAACACAAAGAUCCUACGAAAAAGAACUCUUGCAAACAAGAUCAUAACAUCCAUAACCAAGAACCUGAUACUGCAACAACCAGCAGGGUUGAUGCCUCAAAGCCUGAGUCUUUGAAAAAGUCAGAAUCAGGAAGGAGAUCAAAAUCUAUCGACAGGAAACACAAUCAUGAUAAGAAUAAUGAUGAAGCAAAAUCUAAGGAUUCUCAUAGCUCUAGGUCAUCGUCCUCUGAUUCUGCACUGAAAUCAGGAAGUAGUAAAGACAAAGAUGAGAGCAGCAGGAAAGAACCUGCAGAAAAAGGUCCUGCUAAAUCACGUGAGGGGCGUACAGAGAAGAGGACUCCCUCUCAGGAGAUGCCAAAUGUGAUGGCUAACAAGGAAAAUGAAAUGAAGGGUAGCUUACAAGAGCAACAACAGUCAACACCUUCCUCCUCAGCACCAAGAGACUUUAGCCCUUCAGCUGUCACCCAGACUGCAUCCAAUCCCCAGUCUAAGGCUGCAAAAGCUCCCUCAAAGACCAGCUCUCUGGCCAAACAGGCAGCCGAGAUGCUGCAGGGCAUUCAGGGGCUCAACUCUCCUUCAACCCCAGUUAAGAGACCAGGAGUCAGUGGUACAGACCUUACUCUUCCUCGGACCCCGGCGACAGGCCGGAACCAGGAGGAGUCCAUUGACUGUUCCAGGACUCCUUCCCGACAGAAAAUGGGUAAAGAUGGAGAGGGAACACCCAAGAAUACCAUGCCUCCCAACACCCCAGAUGUCCCCAGCUGCAGCCCUGCCAGUGAGGCUGGCAGUGAAAACUGCAUUAAUAUGGCUGCUCACACACUAAUGAUCCUCUCACGUGCUGCCAUUGCCAGGACAGGCACUCCACUAAAGGACAGUUUGCGUCAGGAGGGAGUAGGUGAAAAGUCUCCCACAAGCUUAAAGAACUCUAAGAAGCGCAAGCAGUCUUCUCCCACAGCCAGCCCUCCUUCAAAGAAGGACUCAAAACAGUCCCCUGGCAAGAAGAAAGACCGGGAAAAGAAGAAACUUAUAGAUUGCUUUCCCCAUGACUUGGACGUGGAUAAGUUCCUCUCUUCACUUCACUACGAUGAGUAAAACCGGACACACCAACAGGAAAGGAUUACCAUAUCACUACCUGCUUAAGUUACUAUCCAGGAAUAAAAACAAGCCAUCUGCUAAACCGGUGCCUAUGAUUCCUAUUAGUAACCUAGUCUGAGCCCUUAUAAGCUCUAAUAUCUCCUUCAGCCAAUGAGGGACUUUGAUUCGUCUGACUAGUUUACAGUGUGGGUGAUACGGAUAAAAUCCUGUUGGAUGCAGCAGCAGUAGGACAACCAUGGCAAUUUCUUCCUUUUUCAUCCUCAUGCUCACUUCUGUUUUAAUCAUUGUUUUGUACUACAACAAAUUUAGUACAGAUUUGUAUUUGAGCACUUUGACAUAACGGGUGGAUGUUGAUAAAAUGGGUGACUCAAAGCAUUUCCUUGGUCAAUAUUUGACUCCACUUUGAUGAAUCCAGCUAACUGUAAUUUUAGUAACUGAAUUAAGAGCUCUCAAUAUUGUAUUUUAGGCAGAAACGUGUAUAGUUUCACUUCUUGUUGUUUUGUUUUGGUAGAAUCAGACAUACUCAGCGUGAAAAUGGCUGUAACUGUUCAAAUUUGCCUACACAGGCUUCAUUCAAUGUUGUAAUAAAACAAAGAAACAGU